AUGUCAAAUUUCACGAGAGCUGAGGUCCUGGAAUUUAUCAAAAUAAAGGAAAGUAUUGAGGAAGAAUUAAAAGUUUUGUAUGAUGUAUUAAAGACCCAGGGUGUGGGGAUGGAAGACCCUCUGGUGGAUGCCGAAGGAUUUCCGCGUGCAGAUAUUGAUGUUUAUCAAGUGCGGCAUGCGCGCCAUUCCAUCCGUACUAAAUCUAAUGAUCUGAAAGAUGUUUUGAACAAAAUAGAGUCUGGACUUCAUAACAUACACGCUCAGGCGAGAGAAGGAAUCGGACUAGAGGAUAAUUUAUCUUCGCUUUCCACAGGUCGUGAGAAGCCGAUUCCAUUUGCACGAGUUUUAGUUGUUUGUGCCGGUUCUCCUGCAGAAACUGCUGGUAUUAAACCUGGAGAUUUGAUCGCAGGAUUUGGUUCUGUAAACUCCUCCAACUUUACAUCUCUCAAAUCCAUUUCAGAGGUGGUAGAACACAGUGAAAACAAACCUCUUACAGUUAUAUUGUUACGAGAUGAUGCAGUGCACAGAUUAAGACUGACUCCUGAAAUUUGGUCAGGACAGGGGCUUCUUGGACUUAAAAUAAGGCCUCUGAGUAUUUCUCCAGCCCGAUAAUUUAUUCAGAAUAUAGAUGAAUCUUAAUACGAAGACUUCUAAAUAUUCAUAUUAUUUGGAAACAAUAUGUUCAAUAUUAAUUUGGACAUAAAUCCUGAAAAAUAUAAAGAGGGGUGGGGGGCAUCCCCCUCCUUCAUUCCUUUUGAAAACUGAAAACGGGGGAUAAGCUCUGGUUAGCCCCCCCCUUCCAACCCCCUGGACAAAUUCCUGUUGAAAGAGGUGAAAUAACGUACCUGAGACAAAUGUUGAUUUGUAUGAAAAUUUAAACUUAUUUGAUCAUCCAACAGGAAUGUAAUAAUCUGAGAAACAUUGUUUGCAAUUUUCUGGAUCAAAAACUAUGAGAAUGUGGCUCGGUAAACUAGAUGCGGCUUGGGAGAAGGAUUAAGGAAGAACUCCUUCCCAUCUUUUUUACCUUUUCUCAAUAUUUUCUAUCGUAAAAUUCUGCAAAAUUACAAUAAUUGUGAUUAUUUUAAUCUUGUCGUCUUAAUGACCAAUGCCCAGUAUACAAAACAGUUAAAUGACAAAUAAAUUGAAUUACAGAAAA
Eurytemora carolleeae is the source of this 1156-nucleotide messenger RNA. RefSeq names its product 26S proteasome non-ATPase regulatory subunit 9. The transcript has 10 exons. Gene Ontology annotation, cellular component: cytoplasm; nucleus. The record is from RefSeq and is a predicted model, not a curated record. Gene Ontology annotation, biological process: proteasome regulatory particle assembly. Bases 1 to 612 code for a protein of 203 amino acids. NCBI's taxonomy places the organism in Eukaryota, Metazoa, Arthropoda, Copepoda, Calanoida, Temoridae. Gene Ontology annotation, molecular function: protein binding.